CUGUUCAGUACAAUCUUGGAUCAAGUCUAUGGGCAACGGGUCUGUGAUGAGUCGGUCGUGGAUUCAUUUGUAUAACAUGUUUAGGGAUAUGUCCACAGUUUUCUUCGGUAUCUGCGCUAUUUGCUGGAUUGAAGCAGUUUGUCACUCCCUUGUUGGUACCUACACUGCUCUGAGUACUCGUGAGUACACUGCCGUUCUGUACCUUGAUGGCGAGCCACUGGACUCCUACAGUAGCAGUGGCGUGGUCAGCAUGCCCCGUCGAGCCUGGAUGCGUGAAGGACCUGGCCGUUAUAUCUGGAACUCAACCAAAGGCCUAAAUAUGCAGCAAUGGGGCAGAGGCAUGGCGGACAUCUUCAACCACACAGGACCUUACAUGAGUGCUGUGGUCCUGCAGGGGAGAUUUGGCUGUAGAAUCGAGCGGGAGCCUCAUGUCAGCGUUACAGAGGCCUUUGCUCAGUACGGAUUGAACGGAGAAGACUUCCUGUACUUCGAGCUCACCAGGCAUCAGUGGGUGGCUUCAGCAGAGUCUGCUCUCCCCAUUGCAAAGAAGUGGAACAGGGACCAGAACAACAUCAUGGAAACUGAGAAAAACAUGAAGCACAUCUGUAUGUCUAGUCUUUUGGACAGUUUGUCCAUGGAAGAAAAGGAGAGCCAGAAGACAUUUCAGCCCAAUGCUUCGGUGUUUGCCAAGCUGUCCCGGAACUCUGGGAAGGUUAUUCUGACCUGCCUGGUUUCAGGAUUUCGCUGCGGGAACACGACGGUGGAGGUUUAUCGGGAUGAAGACAUCUUGACUGAAGACAACGGCCUCUGGUCCUCUGGGAUCAGACCGAACGGGGACGGGACCUGCCAGCUGAGAAGGAGCCUGGACAUCUCUAACAGCACUGAGGCACCAUACAGCUGUGGAGUCCACUCCACAAAUCUCACUGUCAAAUGGGAUGGGGUGAUAUGGGGCCUGGCUGAAACUAGACAAGACCAUAUCACUAGACAUCACGAUGUUCUUAUAGUGCCGUUUGCAGUGUUUCUUAUUUUCACACUGACACUAAGGUGCAGAAGGCACAGCUAUAUCAUGGCAUGGAAGAGUCGGGGAUGCCUCUGGAAUUCAUUGAUGCACAGAUGUAACCCAGAUUGAAUGAAACCCAGCUCCCUCACUGAAAUGUGACAAAAGAGUGACCAUGGCAGUGCACCUGAAGGUACGACUGGGGCCACAGACACCACAAGGAGACCGUGCACCUUCCUCGCUGGGUGGCUACGCGCGAUCGGUUUUCUGGGGUGACAAAGACAAAGGCCGCUUGUCCGGUCGCCUCGUCACCCUGAAGGAGCCGCCGUGGUGGAGGCAGCUGCUGGUACGCAAUGGCAGGGACGCGGGUACCCACCACGUCCUGCUGAAGCACAGCUCUCUCCCACGCCUUCGGCCUCCGGGGAGAACCUGAGAGCGAUAAACACCACAUGUUAGCAUGUCAGUCAGCAGAAAGUUUCACAUCACAGGAUUACGGCAUACAAGCUCUGCAUCGUGCCACCACUUAACCCUGG
Molecule: messenger RNA, 1530 nt
Organism: Conger conger (European conger)
Lineage: Eukaryota; Metazoa; Chordata; Actinopteri; Anguilliformes; Congridae
Product: zinc-alpha-2-glycoprotein-like
Exons: 6
Coding region: 29-1129 (366 amino acids)
Biological process (GO): immune response
Cellular component (GO): external side of plasma membrane
Source: RefSeq, a predicted model, not a curated record